AUGAAUUCUGGACCAGAAAAAUCAAAUAUUAUUUUAAGGCAGGGUGAAACUCAAACACAAGUUAAUCUAUCUAAUGAUACAAACAAGUCUUUAGAGCAUUCUAUAAGUGAUGUAGAACUUAGGGUUACUGUAAAAGUUUUGGGUUAUGUACUUGUGUUUAUUUUACAAUGGAUUCCUACAAUACCAUAUGAAAUAUAUCAAAUAUACGGAAAUGCACCUACCUGGAUGUACUGCAUGGUUGCUGCGUCAAUUAAUAUGGGGGGUAUUGGAAAUGCCAUAUUUUAUAUAAUAAAUGAAGGAUUAAGUCGUAAUGUAGAUAAUUGUAAAUCUUCCUUGACAACUUGUCAAACUACAGAACAAAUUGUGCUUAAUUCAAAAGACAUAAAUGAUAGUGACUCGAUAUAUGAAAAUGUUGAGAGUAGAUUUUCGAUAAAUUUAUCAAAGAGAUCUCUUGAUGUUAUUCCUGAUGGCACGUGUUAA
Molecule: messenger RNA, 480 nt
Organism: Cetraspora pellucida
Lineage: Eukaryota; Fungi; Glomeromycota; Glomeromycetes; Diversisporales; Gigasporaceae
Source: the annotation of a GenBank genome assembly